Lemur catta (Ring-tailed lemur) is the source of this 3139-nucleotide messenger RNA. It is a transcript of the gene MAP7D3, whose product is annotated as MAP7 domain containing 3. Gene Ontology annotation, cellular component: microtubule cytoskeleton. The transcript is spliced from 19 exons. NCBI's taxonomy places the organism in Eukaryota, Metazoa, Chordata, Mammalia, Primates, Lemuridae. Gene Ontology annotation, biological process: microtubule cytoskeleton organization. The coding region runs from base 30 to 2957 and encodes 975 amino acids. The record is from RefSeq and is a predicted model, not a curated record.
CACUAGCAGCUCCCGGCUCGACUCCGAAGAUGGCGGACCGCGGCGUCGGCGCGGGCGGCAGUACAUCCCUGAGGGGAAUGCGGGAACAGAUGGUUGCUGCAGCUCAUGCAAUUGCUGAAGAAAGAAGAAAUCAAAGUGGAGUUAGUCUGAUUGUGUCCCAGUCUUCAAAUCUGAGACCAGCAUGUAAACCAGUAAUAGAUGGAUCUGUGCUUAAAAAUGAUGAAAAGCAAAGAUUAGCAAAGGAGCGCAGGGAAGAGAAGAGGAGACAGCAAGAUGCCAAUAAAGAAAUGCAGCUACUUGAAAAAGCAAGAAAGGCCAAGAUCCAAUAUGAAAAACAGAUGGAAGAAAAACAGCGAAAGCUGAGAGAGCAAAAAGAAAAAGAUGAGCAGCGGAGAAUAUCCGCAGAAGAAAAAAGAAAACAGAAGUUAGAGGAAGAAAGGGAAAGAUACAAAGCUGUUCUUUAUCGUACUUUGGAACGGAGCACCCGUGCUGAACUUCAGCAAAAACGAUGGUCAUGGGAAGGCUCUGUACUGGCGAAUUCUGAGAGCAGAUCUGCCAAUAAGAGAUCUGCAUCUGCUGAAAAACUCGAACAGGGGACUUCUGUUUCCAAUAAACAAACAGUUGUGUCACCUGCAGUUCUUCAAAAUUCUGUUACCAAAAGAAAACCGGAAAAGGAGAGAAGCUCAUCUUUAAGUAGAAGAGAUAGCAAACUACAUUCAUCUACUGAUACAGAACAAGGGGAAGAAAAGCCAGGUGCUCAUCGCUCGUAUGUCAGUUCUCAAGAGAAUAAUUUAAUCAACCGCCUGCUCAUCCCAACAAAAGCAUCAUUAGCCAGAAGCAAAAGUGCUGCUUCAUUAUCCAUCCCUGGAAAAAAUAUUCCAGCCAUCAACAAUCACAUAGUCCAGCAUACAAAUGUGCCCUCUCAGAGCUAUAGUAAUGAUGAAUUGAAGACUACUAUCAUGUUUCCUAAGUCAACCGUGAAAAUGCCUCCUCAAAUAAAAUUAGAAAUCGUUCCCCAGGAGAAAGUAGAGACACCCCUCAAGGCAAGUGUGGAAGUACCCCUCAAGGUGAAUGUGGAAGCAUUCCCCAGGGCAGGCAUGGAAGCACCCACCAAGGAAAGCAUGGAAACAUCCCCUAAGGCCAAAGUGGAAGCAACCCCGGAGGCAAGUGUGACAGCAGCCCCCGAGGCGGGUGUGGAGGCACUCCCUGAGGUGGGCGUGGAAGUGCCCCUUGAAACGAGCAUGGAAGUAUACCCUGAGGCAAGAGUGGAAGUGAGCCCCAAGGCGAGCAUGCCCUCCUCCCCCGAGAUGAGCGAGGACUCAUCCCCCUUGGUGAGCGUGAAUGUGUCCCCAGUGGUGAGUACAGAUGACUCCCUCGACGUGAGCGAGGACACAUCCCCUGAGGUGAGCCUGGAAGUGCCCCCAGAGGAGAGUGCAGAAGCAUCCCCUGUGGUGAUGAUAGAAGUGAACCCCAAGGUGAUGGUAGAAGUGAACCCUGAGGUGAUGGUGGAAGCGCCUCCUGAGGCAAGCGUGGCAGCGCCUCCUGAGGCAAGCGUGGCAGCGCCCCCCAAGGCAUCCCCUGCGAUUAGCAUGGAAGUGUCUCCCAAGGCGAAGAAAUCAGAAAUGGACAAACAGACCUCAAACUCUAUUACCAAGAAGUGCCCAUCUUCGUACAUACCAUGUUAUAAAUGGUCAUCGUCUCCUGCAAGCGGGUGUCGUCCACCUUCUCCUAUUAGUACUAACAGGCAAAUCCAAAAGAACCGACCCCCGUCACCUUCAUCCGUUGUUUCAAAACAAUCAUCACAGCCUUCUCUUUCUAAUAAAAUAAUACAUGUUCAGCGUACCCCAGUUGUGCAAAAUACAUUGGGUACCAUCAAAAAAAAGAGAGAAGCAGUUUCUAAAACCACUAACAAAUGUGAACCUUCGAGCCAAAGACAUAUGAUCUAUGAAGAGUCUGGUAAUAAAAAUACAGCAGGGACCAUGAAUGCCGAGGAGGCAACAAAAAUUUUGGCAGAAAGACGCCGCCUCGUUCGAGAACAAAGAGAAAAAGAGGAAGAAGAAAGACUCCGGCAAGAAAUGGAGCCAAGUGUCAUUAGGGAAAUGAAAGAUGUAGCAGAGAAAGCAGUUGAAGGCCAAGCAGAAGAGUUCUCAAAACUCGAAGAUGAGCAACGACAAAAGGAUAUUAAAGAGAAGAAAGGAUCUCAGGAUCAAGAAGACCAAGAAGGACUACUACAGAAAGGAGACACCAAAGUAAAGGCUCAAGAGGAAGCCGACAAACGCAAGAAGGAAUACGAGAGAAUUAUGUUACAAAAUUUACAAGAAAGAUUAGAAAGAAAAAAGAGAAUUGAGGAAAUUAUGAAGCGGACGAGAAAGACAGAUGUGAAUGCCUCAAAGGCUGCACAAACAUCUGGCAAUGACACAUACGAGGCGGAUGAAGCUGAUGAUGAGGAUGAGUCUGAAAGUGAUGAGGACUCUCUUGAUGAAAUGUUUCCAUCAGCCAUGCAAAAUGGCGGAGAUUCACCUACCAAAUUCAAAGCCAAGACAAUGUCACACAAGCUGGUGUUUCUAGAAGCCACUACUGGCCAGGUUCGUAAAGAGCCAAAAACAUACUUUAAUGGUGAUUUGAAAUUCUUCAAACAAAAAAGCAUGAAAGACCCUUUGACACAGAUGAAAGGUUCAAGAUCAUCCACCAAAAGAACCAGACGCACAACAAAAACUGGAAAAGUAAACGGAUCCAACAAUGCCAUAAGAUCUUCCUUGAGUUUGAAUUCAAAUCAGGAGUGGAUCUGUGACAAGACGACGGACAUCAGAAGUCACCCAGAAACAUCUGUAUUACAUAUCUCUCCUGACGGCCACGAAUACAAUUUGAAGGAUUCCAUGACAUUUUACCAAAGUCCCCGGACACCUUUACGUGACAAGAGAAGAAGCAAACCUGUUUCUACUGAUUCGGAUAUGUAACCUUUCUGAAGCCUAGAAGAUUAAUACACCUUCCACUCUGGAUAGCUUAACCCCCAGGUCCAUCUUCCAAAAUUUUCCUGCUUCCAACUUGAACCUGGCAAAAGAAAUGACUAUCAAAAAAAAGGAAAACAUCAAAAGAUCACCUUGACAUAUGUCUCAUAAGAUAUUCAUAUAUCUUUUUU